UACAUAUAGAGCCUCUUAUAGCUCUUCCACGCUAAAGAGCACCAUGGCUAUCGCUGUUUUUGUUGCUUGCAUCCUCUUCCUCCUUUCACUUCUCUCUCUACUUCUCUCAUCAACCAAAAACCAUCAAUUUAAUCUCCCACCGGGGCCCUUUAACCUUCCAAUCAUCGGAAACCUCCACCACUUCCGCGAACUCCCACAUCGUUCCCUGCACAAACUCUCUCAAAAACACGGCCCUCUCGUUUACCUCAAACUCGGCACCGUCCCCACCGUCCUCGCCUCAUCGGCCGAAAUUGCAAGAGAAUUCCUGAAAACACACGACCUUGAAUGCUGCAGCAGACCCUCACUCACCCCCACAAACAAACUUUCUUAUGGCUGUCGUGAUGUUGUUUUCUCACCCUACGAUGAUCAAUGGAGAGAGCUCCGAAAACUUUGCAUCCUCAAUCUCUUCAGCCCCAAAAAAAUCGCUUCGUUUCGAUCUAUUAGAGAAGAGGAGGUCGACAGAAUGAUUCGCUCGAUAUAUUCUCAACAAAAUUUGGAGGUUAAUUUGAGCGAAGAGGUGAUGUUACUAGCGAAUAAUAUUACGUGUAGGACCUCUUUAGGGAAAAGAUAUUAUAGCGGAGAGGGAGCUACGCGAAUUUUGAAGGAAACACAGGCGUUGUUUAUGGGAUUUUUCUUCGCUGAUUAUGUGCCGACUUUGGGAUGGUUGGAUAAAUUCACCGGGAUGAGAGAGAGAUUGGAGGAGAACUUUAGGGAGCUUGAUGGGUUUUUUCAGCGGGUUAUUGAUGAACAUUUGGAUCCGUUAAGGAAGGGAGAUACUAGGGAUGAAGAUGUCGUUGAAGCUUUGCUUGAUUUGCGGAGGUGGGGAAGGGAUGUGAGUGAUGAACACAUCAAGGGAGUUCUCAUGAAUAUAUUUGUUGCUGGAUCAGACACAUCCUCAGCAACACUAGAUUGGACAAUGGCAGAGCUCAUGAGAAAUCCCGAAGUCAUGAGAAAAGCACAAAAUGAGGUGAGAAGAAUCAUCAGAAACAAAGAAAAAGUAGUCGAAAGUGACCUCGACCAACUUCACUAUAUGAAGUCAAUUGUGAAGGAGUCAUUGAGACUACACUCACCAGUACCAUUGCUUGUUCAAAGGGAGACUAUACAACACUUUAAAAUCAACGGCUAUGAUAUCCCUGCAAAAACAAGGCUCUUGAUCAACAUGUGGACGAUAGGAAAAGAUGGAGAUGUUUGGGAAAAUCCAGAAGAAUUCUAUCCAGAAAGAUUUAUAGACAGUUCUGUAGAUUUCAGAGGCCAACAUUUUGAGCUCAUACCAUUUGGUGCAGGACGAAGAAUUUGUCCUGGGUUGAACUCCGGAAUGCUAGUCGUUGAGCUUGCCCUCGCUAAUCUUCUUUAUCUUUUUGAUUGGGAAAUGCCAAAUGGGAUGACGAAAAAUGAAAUUAAUAUGAGUGAAUCUCCUGGUGUCACAGUGCAUAGACGAUUUCCUCUUCGUCUUCAAGCCAAAAGAUUUUCAGGGUUGCAGAAAUAAUCUCUAUGUUGAUACACAAUAGAUAAUAUAUUCUAUAUGGAAAUAAUGUUAAAUAUUGAUAAGUUCUUGUAGUUUGUGCGUCUUCUUGAAUAAGAUGUGGAAAUUUUAGUAAGCCAUAUUGUAUGCUCUAAGUAAUGAGAGAUAAGAUGUGGAAAUUUUAGUAAGCCAUAUUGUAUGCUCUAAGUAAUGAGAGAUUAGUGUAUCUAAUUUCACCGCUCACUUUGAUCGUACAAUUCUUGUAAUUUUGA
Messenger RNA from Asparagus officinalis (garden asparagus), 1773 nucleotides. RefSeq names its product cytochrome P450 71A9-like. Lineage: Eukaryota; Viridiplantae; Streptophyta; Magnoliopsida; Asparagales; Asparagaceae. The record is from RefSeq and is a predicted model, not a curated record. Gene Ontology annotation, molecular function: monooxygenase activity; iron ion binding; oxidoreductase activity, acting on paired donors, with incorporation or reduction of molecular oxygen. The transcript is spliced from 2 exons. Bases 44 to 1525 code for a protein of 493 amino acids.